Molecule: messenger RNA, 1659 nt
Organism: Mya arenaria
Lineage: Eukaryota; Metazoa; Mollusca; Bivalvia; Myida; Myidae
Exons: 2
Coding region: 1-1659 (552 amino acids)
Molecular function (GO): protein binding; zinc ion binding
Source: RefSeq, a predicted model, not a curated record
AUGGCCUCAAAAGGUUCAUCUAUUUGCAAGGGAUCUGACCUGAUUCACGACUAUAGUUGCUCCAAGUGCGAGGAAAAUGACCUUAACACUGAAGCACAGCACUUCUGUCCACAGUGUGAACACUAUCUGUGUGGCAAAUGUGUAAGAAUUCAUGGGGAGUAUUUCAAGAAGCACGCUGUGUAUGAGCGUGGAGAAAUUCAAAAGUGGGCGGGGUUCUCCAUGGAUAGAUGUGACAAGCAUGGCAAAGAGCUGGAAGUCCACUGUGAUGACCACCAGGAAUUGUGCUGCAGUGUCUGUGUGGCCCUUAACCACAGGCUGUGUAGCAGCAUCAGUCACCUACCUGACCUGGCCAAGGGCUUCCUGAAGACAGAAGAGUUCAAGCAGCUGCCAGUAGCAGUGGACAAGAUGAGGUACAGGCUGGAUGAGCUCAAGACUAAUUGGACGAAAGACCAAGCCUCACUGAAAGACUCCUACAAGAACAUCCUGGUUGAAAUCAAGGCGCUCCGCAAAGAAAUAAACCAGAUCUUAGACAAGCUGGAGAAGAAGACAGUUGAACAGUUGGAUAGCAUGAUGGAAGAUUUAAAGAAGUCUAUAAAAGAUGAUUUAGAAACCCUUGGCCAUAUGGAUGACCAACUCAAGACCUUAAUUGAGAAGCUCCAGCAGACAACUGGCAAAAACAAGGACACCAUACCUUACAUUGGAUUCAGAAAAUGCCAGUCUAUACUUAGUGAAGCGAAUCGUUUUGUGCAAGAAAUAAGAGUAAAAGAAGGAAUGAAGUUCAAAUCUGAUGAAAGUGUAUUACCAUUUCUGAGAAACCUAAAGCGCCUUGGCAAUGUUGAAAGUGUUUUUUCCACUUAUGUGUAUAAGGUUCAGAGUUUAAGUCAUUAUAAGGUAAGAAUAAAGAAGGACAAGAAUAAUUGCAGUAUUAAAGGUGUAUGUGGGUUGGCAAAUGGAGAGAUGGUUAUUGCUGAUUAUAACAACAUAAGAGUGAAGCUUCUGAACAGGCAGUAUGCGGUCAUUGACCACUUUGAUCUGCCUUCUACUCCUCAACACUUGUGUCACACCACAGACAAUGUUAUAGCAGUAGCUGUAAGUGACUUCUCUACUAUUAAUGAGGUCUACUUCCUCACAGUGACCAAAGGGAAGCUACAAUCAAUGAGAAAGUUCACCACAGACCACUGCUGUCAUUCCAUUGCUCACCACAAAGGCCAGCUAUAUGUGGGCUCCUUUGAUGGCCUGUACCUAUAUUCUAUGGAUGGAAGACUUCUUAAGACGAUAUAUGAAGCCUUGUCUUGUGUUAGGACAGUGUACAAUUGUGCUGUCUCUCCUACUGGGAAGAGAUUAUAUGUUACAAAUGAUUAUAUCUCUAAAUUAUUAACAUUUGAUAAAACCGGUCAAGUGUUAUUUACAGUAGAAUACCCUGACCUAAAAAAUCCAACUGGACUAUUUGUCAGCCCCAGUGACCAUGUGUUUGUGUGUGGGCGGGGGUCUAUCGCUGUGGUACAGGUAGACAAGGAGGGGAAACAGAAGGUGACCACAGUGGCCAGCGAGGCUGAUGGCAUUUGUUGCCCUCAGUCAGUGUGGUUUAGUGGACAAACCUCAACUCUCAUUGUUGGGAAUUAUGAGGAGAACGACAUAACUGUUAUCAAGUUGUGUUGA